Molecule: messenger RNA, 2916 nt
Organism: Epinephelus fuscoguttatus (brown-marbled grouper)
Lineage: Eukaryota; Metazoa; Chordata; Actinopteri; Perciformes; Serranidae
Gene: cenpi
Product: centromere protein I
Exons: 20
Coding region: 70-2292 (740 amino acids)
Cellular component (GO): kinetochore
Source: RefSeq, a predicted model, not a curated record
GAUUUGAGUUUUGUUUGAAUGGCUGAAGACGGAGUGGAGUAGUGUUUUUAAGUUUUUAGCAAUGUAGAAAUGGCAGCAAAGUUAAACCUGUCGGGGUCGCCGGACUCAGAAACGUCGUCUCUAAACGAGCAGUCAGUGUCCAGCAGCCGGAGCGUUAACAGAAGUCUAAGAGUCGCCGAAAAAGAGAGGAGAAAGAAUGAGGCGGAAGAUCCGUUUGUAGCUGCCCUGAAGUACUUCUCUGAUGUUGAAGCAGGUACUCCCGUGCUAGGCAAUGAUGAGGUGGAGAGGAACAUGGUCAUGGUGGAGAAGGUGGCCUACAGUAAAGGACUUUCUCCAGAGGCCGUCUCUAUCAUGCUGGAGUUUGCCAUGAGCCUCCGUAUGGGGACUGUUCUAUGUGCCCGGGUGUUGAAGUGUCUGAUUCCUGCCACUGUGGUGCCACAGGAGGCUGUUGUUCGAGCGGUGGUCUGGCUGGGAAUCAGCAAAAUACCUGUUACUACACAAAUUCUUUUCAUAAAGUGGGUAUUGACCGUAUUUGACAUGAUUGAUGCAAAAGACCAACUGCGAGCUAUCUAUGGCUUCAUCUUCAGCUUCGUUACAGAGGAAAAUCUGUGUCCCUUCAUCUGCCAUCUGCUGUACCUUUUGACCAGAAAGGAAAGCGUGCGAGUCUUCAGAGUCAGGAAAUUACUGGAGCUACAGUCUAAACUGGGAAGGCAGCCGUUCCUCCUGAGUCUACUGUCACUUUACAAAGUGUUUUGCCCUGAACUGGUGACGCUCUCCAUCCCAUCUCGAGUGAAGAGUGGGUUUAGGAACCACAAUAUGCCCUGGAAAUCAGCAUUGAUUGCCGUCCAGAAAAGGGCCGGUUCCCAGGUUGCCCCCAGCAUCAGUCUGGCCUUCACAACUAAAGAUAAGACCAACUCCAGGAAAAGGAAACACUGCCACCUGGAAUUGCCGGCGUUGAGUUCUGUCGUCUGUAAAGCGCCGACUGAGCCAUCAUCCAGUAGAAAAGUGGUCCCUCUGGUGCAGCUCAACUCUUUUGCUCAGCUCCUGGAAAAUAUGCAUCGCAUAGAGCUGCCUGCUCAGAUGGGCUCACUGCUGGGCUCCAGUCUGGCACUGCAGUACCUGGACUGUGUACAGGAUGAGUCUGCCCUCCUACGCCUCAACUUCUGGCUCGGCUACGCUCUCCAUGAAGAAUUUUUGUUCUGCGGCGAUGGAGGAGCCUCCCAGAAUUCAGAAGAAGCUCUGCAUUUUCUGAACAAGUUGCUGUCCACGCAGCACUUUCUCCAGGAGGGGUUUUCCAGUUCAGAGGCUUUUCUCUACAAAUUUCUCAACGUUUGGGAUGGUUCCCUCCUCCGCCCACAGAUCCUCGGCCUGCUGAGCAACAUUCCUGUUGUCCCCAGUUCCCAAAUUGGACAGCUUCUGUUUGAGCCCCUCAUGCAGCUCUUCUUCACAUCCUCGCUAUUUUUUAAGUGUGGACUGAUGGAGUGUCUAAACAGUAUGCUGCUGAAGUGGCUGACCUGGCACUCAGUGUACGCUCUGGAGGAUGACUUGGACAUCAGCCUCAACAGCCACACCUCCAUAAACAUGACUCUGUCGGGGUUCAAGGACUCAGUGAUGGAGCUGGUCGACUUUGUGGGUCGGCUGGCCUCUGUGGGCCUUCAGCUCGAAGGCUGCCACUCCCUCCUCCUCAGCUUCACUCUGGACUUCUAUGAGACGGUGUGUGACACGUUUCUGAAGUAUGGGCUCCCCCUUGUGGUGAUGCCUCCGCCUGGUGUUUUUUACCCAGCCCUGUUUGCCACUGACCCUGUUAGUGUGGACAGACUGGCCUACAUCAUGUACAGAUACAAGGUGAACUUGACAUCGGCCAAGAACGAAGAGAAAAUCAGAGAGCAGGCCUUUCACAUCAGCGGCCAGACGUUUCGUGAGUUCAACCACUAUGCAGUCGUCAUGGUCAACUGCCUGUGGAACUCCAGAAUGUUUCAACCAGGCAUGGGUAUACAGAUUGGGAACAAGCUGCUGCUUAAGAGCAGUGUGCCACAAUACUGGACAAGCUUUGACCUCAUCCACCAUCCUGCCUUUAUGAGCUACGCUGUCGACUUUCACCAGAAGUGUUGGCCGGGGACAAAGGACAUGGACCUCAAUUCCAUAAAGCAUUCCAAGCCGUGGAGCUGGUAUCUGGAGUAUUUGUUCAAUCAGGGUUACGACGGUCUCAAACAGUUUGUUCAGAGCAACAUCAGCCGGCAGCUGGCAACAGGCGAAGGGCAGGACGACAGUCUGUCCACACAGCAGAGGUAGAUGCUUGACUCAGUGGAGAGGAAAAACAACCACUAGCAUCUCAACCCACAUUUUUUUUAAAAGACUUGUACAUAUUUCAUCUCCUCGUCUCCUCCAGAUGAACUUCUUGCAAAUGAUCUGAAUAUCUUUUUAUGUAGAUAUAUGUAUCUGUGUUUAUUGUGUAUUCUCACUUAUAGUAUUUUGCAUUCAGCAAUACAGAUAUCCUGGCGGCCAUUUGCCAGAAGCAGUGUCAGUAGUAGGUUGAAGUUCAGUGAUUUCACAUUCAGCAGGGAAGAAGGUAUGUUUAAUGCAAAAAACAAAGUGGAAGAGGAUCUUUGGUAAUGCAUUUUCGUCUGUCAGGUCAGGGAGAAAUAUCCACCAGAUCUUACAUCACAGAACUUAUGAUCUCCAUAAAUGUUGACAAAAUACUGAAGAAUUUGCAGUAUUUUCUGUCUUCUUUGCAAUAAACAGACAUUCUUUGUUUAAUGACAACACUCUGACCUUGAACCAGCUUCUACACUGAAAACACAUUUUCUGUAGCUUAUUGUUUAUGUUUUUGUGUUGUGUUCUUGUACAGCUUGCCAUCUGCAAAACCUGACUCUUGCACCUUGAUGAAAAUAAAUAAGUGUAAGACUUUUAACAUAA